AUGCCUUUCAAGAAUUACUUGAUUGCUCAUCCAGGCAUUUUCCGUGAAAGAUCUGAAGCUGAACGAGGAGAAUGCUUGAAGAAAUUCUGUAUUCAAGAAAUAGAAAUAUGCAGUUUACAACGUGCUGUUGAAGCAACGGGAAAAUGCACUAUAAGUGAUUUGAAGAGAUUGGCUCGAAGAAUUAUCCUAGAAUCAAGGGUGAGAGGGCAUGAAAAAAUUGAGGAAGAUGAUGUACAACAGGCACUUAAGGAAUUCCUACCAAAUGCAGUACCUUUCGAACAAGUAAAACCAGUGGAUGUGAUUAAAUUGCAAUGGGAGGAUGUUGGAGGAUUAGAUGACGCGAAACAAGUCCUUACUGAAGUUUUUAUUUGGCCGACAAAAUACCCAUUAUUGUAUCGGAAUAUUUUCGUUCGUCUUGGUCGCGGGGUGUUGUUACAUGGGCCAAGCGGAUGUGGAAAAACGCUGAUUUGUAGAACUUUAGCAGCACAGUGGGACUUCAACGUCAUAUCGAUCAAAGGACCGGAGUUAUUGUCAAAAUUCAUUGGUGAAAGCGAAGAAAAUGUCCGAAAAAUUUUUGAAUGUGCUCGUGUUAGAAGUCCUUGUUUGAUAUUUUUCGAUGAAUUUGAUUCACUUGGUCCAAAACGUGGUGAGAGUGAUACAGGAGUAACGGACCGUGUUGUGAAUCAACUGCUCACAGAACUUGAUGGAGUUGAAGGGCUAGAUGGUGUUUAUGUUAUUGCGGCUACAAAUCGAAUUGAUUUGAUUGAUAGUUCUUUAUUACGACCAGGACGUUUCGAUUAUAUUGUUAAAUGUGAAUUGCCCAAGAAAGAGGAGCGAAAAUCUAUUUUGGAGGUACUUUGUCGGGAUAUAGAGUUGAGAAAUGGUGAUUUCGAAACAAUAGCAAGAGCAACAGAUGGUUGGACAGGUGCUGAUCUGAAAGGUUUAGUAACAAAUGCUCAAUUGGUAGCUCAUAAGCGAAUAAGCGGAGCACUUGGUGAUAAGAAUGUCGAUUUUGAAAAUACAAAAUAUGAACUGGAUCAAGAAGAUCUCUUGUUCGCGAUAAAGGAAUCACAACCAAACAAGAACAGGAGCUCUUCCAGAUCAGAUAGAAAGCCUUUCAUAUCACCAGGACUGUUUACUACUUUAGCCUAA
Messenger RNA from Cercopithifilaria johnstoni, 1152 nucleotides. Lineage: Eukaryota; Metazoa; Nematoda; Chromadorea; Rhabditida; Onchocercidae. The record is from the annotation of a GenBank genome assembly.